UGUGGUUUGGUUCACACCCACCUCCUCCACCCACUGGCGUCGGUGUUCUUCCGGCUGGCUGAGCCUCUAACGAGAAACUGCAGCAGUGGAAGGAAGCGUCGUUUAGUUCUGAACCCCGAGGUCUAGGCUUGGGCCCUCAGAGGGUGCGUUCUGGAGAGGCCCAGCUGCUGACAGGGCUGCUUUUCCUGAACACGGUGCAAACACGUGAAGGUAGUUGGAGUCCCCUAGCAAUGGAUAAAUUCGUCCUUCGAACACCCAGAAUCCAGAAUAGUCCUCAGAAGAAAGCUCCUGGAGGAAAGAUUUACAAGCAGGCCACGAUUGAAUCUCUGAAGAGAGUUGUGGUUAUAGAAGACAUAAAAAGAUGGAAAACUAUGUUGGAGCUUCCUGAUCAAACCAAAGAGAAUCUAGUUGAAGCCUUACGAGAAUUAAAGAAGAAAAUACCCUCCAAGGAAGUGUUAAAAUCAACAAGGAUAGGUCACACUGUGAACAAGAUGCGUCAACACUCAGAUUCAGAAGUGGCUUGUCUUGCCAGAGAAGUUUACACUGAAUGGAGAACUUUCAUUGAAAAACACAAGGAUAGACCUUCUAUAGAAGUCCGAAGUGAUUCCAAAACCGAGACAUUUAGGAAAAACGCCCAGAAAUUACUCUCAGAAGCCUUGGAAUUGGAGAUGGAUCACCUACUGGUUGAAAAUAUUGAACGGGAAACGUUUCAUCUCUGCUCCCGCCUCAUUAAUGGGCCAUACCGGCGGACAGUGAGAGCCCUGGUCUUCACAUUAAAGCAUCGAGCUGAAAUCCGGGCUCAGGUGAAGAACGGCACGCUGCCAGUCGGCACGUUUGUACAGACCCACAAAAAAUGACCUGAGCAUGGUUCCAACCCUGGGCUGGGCAGAAAGGAAAAUGGGCCUUUCUCUGCCAUUCAAAGACUCUUUUGAGUUUGGGCGAUGGCUGAUGCUGGCGGUGCUGAAUUUUCCCAUGGUGCCAUUCCUUCAGACAGAGGAUACAGAGAGCCCUGGGAGACAGACCUGCAGGAAAUGCUUCAUUAGCUGGAGUGCGCCGGUGCUGCCUAACAGGAUGCGCGCUUGCUGUCGCUAGGAAGCGCAGUACGGUUGCCAUCACCCAACACAGUGAAAGGGUGACGGAUUCCACUGUGAAUAUGCCAGGGACACCUCUAAACUUCCUCCGUGUCAGGCAGAUGAAGUUACUACUUUAUUUUGCCACCCUGCAGGUAACUGAAACUCAAUUACCACAGCUGCUCACUCAGUUCCGUCCCCCUGAGUUUAGAUAGCUCCAGUGCCUCUCAGAACUCCCCUGUCUGUACUCUUUGCUCUACCCCAGGGGUGAGCCUGCCGGAGCCCGCCAACUACCCCUUCUUUCCAGAACUCACUUAUCUGAACGUUUCAGCUCUCCCUGGAAGACCUGCGCUGGUCUCCAGAGCCCCCAUGCUGAGGCUUCUAAUGAGGAACUGUCCUGAAGCAUCCCCACACCUUGGGGUUUAUUUGAAUAUGUUGGCGCUCUCGGUUUAGGGCUCUGUAGAAGAUACAUAAUGAAAUUGCUCUUGAAAUGAAUUACUGUAGGAGAAAAAUUAUAUACAUACGUAUUUUCAAAUGAAAUACCCGUAUAUAGACUUGCUUGAACAAUUUUGUAAGUGAUAUUUGCUUUUUUUAAAAAGUAAUAAUAAACUGGGGCUUUUUUGUCCCUAAAACCAAA
Messenger RNA from Orcinus orca (killer whale), 1707 nucleotides. RefSeq names its product transcription elongation factor A N-terminal and central domain containing 2 (gene TCEANC2). Lineage: Eukaryota; Metazoa; Chordata; Mammalia; Artiodactyla; Delphinidae. The transcript has 5 exons. The coding region runs from base 231 to 857 and encodes 208 amino acids. Gene Ontology annotation, biological process: DNA-templated transcription. Gene Ontology annotation, cellular component: nucleus. The record is from RefSeq and is a predicted model, not a curated record.